UUAACAUUUUAUUUUUACUUUUGAAUUUGCGAAGGUUCUCCGUUGUUCUUCCGGGAGACUCUAAGCCGCUAUUGUUCGUCUCCAGUUCAGCUUUCAUCUUGUUCGUUUCAAUUCCAACGAUUUCUUGUUUCCUUUUCCAAUUCACUUCCACCCCCAGAUCCGCCUACUAUAUAUUAUUACUCCUCAAUCUUCACCAAAGUUUUUUCAAUGCCAUGCGGAAUGAACUGAACGUUCAGCUGCCGAAGUUUGACGAUUUCUUUUUGGGGUCUGCCUCCAGUUAAUUGUGCAUUUGGUGGCAGACUAGGGUUUCUGUCAAUCUUCUCCUUGUUUUCGAGAUCAGGCUUCUGAAGCAGCAACAGUAUGGUGGAUGCGGUUCAAAUCUACUACAGUAUUAUUGCGUUUUUUUGCACGGUUGGAGCCAUUGCUCUGGCGGUCCUUCAUAUUUACCGGCAUCUUUUGAACUAUACGGAGCCUACUUAUCAGAGAUAUAUCGUGCGAAUCAUCUUUAUGGUCCCGGUAUAUGCACUGAUGUCCUUCUUGUCUCUUGUUAUACCUUCGAGUUCAAUCUAUUUUAAUUCAAUUCGAGAAGUCUAUGAAGCUUGGGUCAUUUAUAAUUUUCUGUCAUUGUGUCUGGCAUGGGUUGGUGGUCCUGGAGCUGUUGUAAUAAGUUUAAGUGGUCGUGUACUGAAGCCAUCAUGGGGCUUGAUGACGUGUUGUCUUCCUCCUGUACAACUAGAUGGGCGUUUUAUACGGAGGUGCAAGCAAGGCUGUUUGCAAUUUGUCAUUCUGAAGCCUAUACUAGUUGCUGUUACACUUAUUUUAUAUGCAAAAGGGAAGUAUGAGGAUGGAAAUUUCAAUCCAAAACAAUCAUACCUUUAUCUCACCAUCAUCUAUACUAUGUCAUACACAAUGGCUCUUUAUUCAUUAGCAUUGUUUUAUGUGGCAUGCAAAGACUUACUUCAACCAUUUAACCCGGUCCCGAAGUUCAUCAUCAUUAAGUCUGUUGUCUUCUUGACUUACUGGCAGGGCGUCCUCGUUUUUCUUGCUGCAAAAACUCAAUGGAUCAAGAAUGCAGAGGAGGCUGCUCAAUUUCAAGAUUUCCUCAUAUGCAUUGAGAUGCUUAUAGCCGCAUUGGGCCAUCUUUAUGCAUUUCCAUACAAAGAAUAUGCAGGAGCUAACAUUGGUGGUUCGCGUGGUUUCACCGGAAGUCUUGCACAUGCCUUAAAGUUGAAUGACUUUUACCACGAUACAGUCCACCAAUUUGCACCAACUUAUCAUGAUUACGUUCUUUACAACCAUAGUGACGGUGACGAAGGAACGAGGAAGUACCGAUCGCGCACCUUCGUGCCUACCGGCCCCGAAAUGGACACUGUUAGAAGAAACAAACACAUGUUUGCAAACAAGGUAGAGGACAUUCCACUUUCCACAAUCCCUCAGAAUUCCUAUACCGUUCUCGAACCAGCACAUCCCGAUGCAAUGAAGUCAUCUCUUCUCAUGGAUGCCUCUAACUCUUUAUCCACACCGUACGAUAUGUCGCUUAUCGACUUGGAUAUGUCGAGCUACCCCUCGAAAGUUCCUGCAGCAAAUGAAACUGAAACGAGGUGACGAGAAUUGUCGGACAGGUAGGAAAAAAACGAUCGUGUGAGGAACUUAAUACGCAAAGAAAGAUAUAAUACAAAUAGAGAUUUUAGAGAGUAUGUAUGCACACUGGCAUUGCGGCAUAACAGAAAAUUGUGUAGAAUGGCGUGUUCUUCAGUCCAUGGUGAUGUAUAUACAUACAAUACACGAUUCUGAUUUCUUAUGAAUUAGGAUUUGAUACACAAUCAUGCAAUAUAAAUUCAUUUUAAUUACCAUACUGUAAUAUGUGGAGGGAAUAACCUUGAUUUGAAGAAUAUUGGUGUAAUUCCAUUUCAUAAGGGAAAUUAACCUA
Molecule: messenger RNA, 1930 nt
Organism: Cucurbita moschata (crookneck pumpkin)
Lineage: Eukaryota; Viridiplantae; Streptophyta; Magnoliopsida; Cucurbitales; Cucurbitaceae
Product: transmembrane protein 184B-like
Exons: 8
Coding region: 361-1605 (414 amino acids)
Biological process (GO): transport
Molecular function (GO): transporter activity
Source: RefSeq, a predicted model, not a curated record